Molecule: messenger RNA, 1403 nt
Organism: Cydia amplana
Lineage: Eukaryota; Metazoa; Arthropoda; Insecta; Lepidoptera; Tortricidae
Gene: lasp
Product: LIM and SH3 domain protein F42H10.3
Exons: 7
Coding region: 180-1403 (407 amino acids)
Cellular component (GO): focal adhesion
Molecular function (GO): actin filament binding
Source: RefSeq, a predicted model, not a curated record
GCCGCCAUUUAUCAUUUUUUGUCAUGCGCGCUCAGGGAUGCUACGAUAUUUCGUGCUCGUGAGUGUUUUUGAUACAAAGUGAAUUCAAAACUUCGUGAAACGUGUAAAACUUGUGUUGCUCUGUUAAUACUAGUGUUAACUUGACAGUGGUGUGUGUUUGUGUGUAAAAUACAUUCAAAAUGAAUAAAACUUGCGCGAGGUGUGAGAAAACUGUUUACCCGACAGAAGAGUUGAAAUGUUUGGACAAGGCGUGGCACAAAGGCUGUUUCAAAUGCCAGGAAUGCGGGAUGACGCUUAACAUGAGGACGUACAAAGGAUACGGGAAACUGCCGUACUGCGAGGCACACGUACCGAAGGCGAAGCACACGACGAUGGCAGAGACUCCUGAACUCAAGCGGAUAGCAGAGAACACCAAGCUGCAGAGCAACGUCAAGUAUCACGCGGACUUCGAGAAGAGCAAGGGGAAGUUUACACAGGUGGCAGACGACCCCGAGACCCUCAGGAUCAAGGCGAACACGAAGAUCAUCAGCAACGUGGCGUACCACGGGGACCUGGAGAAGAAGGCUCAGAUGGAGAAGCAGCGGCAGAUCAACGAGAAUGGAGAACUAGUCGACGUUCCCUCCGACAACUACCACCAGCAGCUCGAGAGCUACGCCAACGAGAUGCUACCAGUUCCACCACCACAGAAACAACCCCAAGUGUACCAGCCACCCCCGGCUUACCAGAACCAGAAUCAAAACCAGUCCUACCAGAAUCAGAACCAGCAAUAUCAGAAUCAGAGCUACCAGAGUAACCAUCAGCCGGUCUACAAUCAGAAUCAGUACCGACCUCAGCCGAAACAGUACGAAGACUACCAGCAGAAAUACGACGAAUACCAAAACCAGUUCGCGUACGGGCAGUACCAGCAGCCGGGAGCUAAUUAUGGGGUUGGGAGUCAGCAGAAGAUCGGUAGGAUUCAGGACUACGACCCGCUGGUGGACGGGCCGCGGGCCGCGCCUAACACGCAGCGGGCCUCCGCCACGCUCAUCUAUAAUAGCACCAGCGAUGGGAAGAGAGGGUCCCACCAUCAGCCGCAACAGGCGCAGAGCACGCGGCAGAUCGGUCGCGUGGCGGACCUGGACCCGCUGAGCUCCGAGCGCGCUGCCUACGCGGGCCCCGACCAGAACUACAUGCAAGUCAUGUCCAACAAGCACGAGCCUGAUGUACAGAAAGUGUACAUAGCGAUGUACGACUACGAGGCGAACGACAGCGAUGAGGUGUCGUUCCGCGAGGGCGACCUCAUUUCCAACGUGACGGCCAUCGACGAGGGCUGGAUGACGGGCCAGGUGCUGCGCACGGGCCGCACCGGCAUGCUGCCCGCCAACUAUGUGGAGCGUGCGCCGCACGGGACCUACACACACUAA